Impatiens glandulifera is the source of this 1571-nucleotide messenger RNA. RefSeq names its product polyadenylate-binding protein RBP45-like. The record is from RefSeq and is a predicted model, not a curated record. Bases 73 to 1296 code for a protein of 407 amino acids. Gene Ontology annotation, cellular component: cytosol. Lineage: Eukaryota; Viridiplantae; Streptophyta; Magnoliopsida; Ericales; Balsaminaceae. Gene Ontology annotation, molecular function: mRNA binding. The transcript is spliced from 7 exons.
AUUUACAGUUUCUUCCCAACCAUAUCUUUUAGGGUUCUCUUCCCCCUUUCAUCUUCUUCCUCCUCCUCGAGAAUGAUGCAACCAGGAGCCACCAUUGUUCCUCCACCAAUGACGGCUCCUCCUUCAGUCGACAACCAACAAACCCAUUUUCAAUACCUACAGCAACCGCAUCCAUGGCAGCAACAGCAACCAUGGAUCAAUCAACAAUCAUUUCAGUAUCAGCCACAACAGGCUCUUUACUACCACCAACAACUUCCUCCUCAGACCGCGACUCAGCCUACCAAUUCCGACGAACUCCGUAGCCUCUGGAUCGGAGAUCUCCCACCAUGGAUGGAUGAACAAUACAUCAUCAGUUGUUUUCCCAACACUGGCGAAGUACUUGCUGCUAAAGUUAUUCGUAACAAACAAACAGGCCUUUCUGAGGGAUAUGGUUUUAUUGAAUUUGUUAAUCAUGCAUCUGCUGAAAGAGUUUUACAAACAUAUAAUGGCACACCAAUUCCAAAUGCUGGACAGAAUUACAGACUAAACUGGGCUUAUUCUAGUUCGGGUGAAAAACGAUCUGAUGGUACAGCGGAUUUCACGAUUUUUGUAGGGGAUCUGGGUCCUGAUGUUACUGAUGAUGUGUUGCUAGAAACGUUUAGGGUUCACUAUACCUCUAUUAAAAGUGCCAAGGUGGUUAUGGAUCGUUUGAGUGGUAGGACUAAGGGAUAUGGUUUUAUCAGGUUUGCAGAUGAAAAUGAGCAAAUACGAGCUAUGUCUGAGAUGAAUGGACAGUUAUGUUCAACAAGGCCAAUGCGAGUUGGGGCUGCGCUGAACAAGAAAAAUGAAGGUGGUGCAGCAGCUGCAGCUCCAUAUCAGACUUAUCAGGCAUCUCAAGGAGCUCAGAAUGAGGAUGAUCCAACCAAUACAACUAUAUUUGUUGGUGGGUUGAGUGAGAGCAUUUUAGAUGAUCAACUCAGGCAUGUAUUUAGUCCAUAUGGACAGUUAAUUCAUGUGAAGAUACCAGCUGGAAAGAGAUGUGGUUUCGUACAAUUUGCUGAAAGACAAUCUGCUGAAGAAGCAAUGAAGAUGUUAAAUGGAACCCAAUUGGCUGGACAAAGCAUUCGGCUUUCAUGGGGUCGUAGUCCUAACAAACAGGCACAAGCUGAUCAAAACCAAUGGAAUGGUGGAUAUUAUGGCUAUGCACCUGCUGGAUAUGAUACUUAUGGAUACACAGCAGCACAGCAAGACCCAAAUAUGUACUAUGGAGCCUAUUCUGGAUAUGGAAACUUCCAGCAACCCCAACAGCAGCAGUAGAAGUGAGUGUUGUACCUGUUGAAAGUGGUGAACUGUGCUGCAUUUGGGGGCACUGAUUUAUUUGAAGUUAACUGUUGAGCUGCUGCAAUGAUGACCAUUUUCUUUGUGAUCACUUGGAGUUUACUUUACUCUAAAUGAUGGAUGAUGAUAUGUUUUGGUUUUAUUUUUAGAUAUCUAUGAUUGAAUGGUAUAAGCAUACAAGGAGCACUUGUUGGCAUUGACUUGAAUUUUAUUGUUGUUAAAAAAAGUAUAUUGACAAAUAUGCUUUUAUUUUA